AACCGUAACGGAUUCCUAAACAAGGUAGGGAAACGGUGGAGAAUCAGAGAAACGAAAACAUACGGAUCGUACGGUUAGCGUUAGCGUUAGUAAUGAUGUCGGUCGCUACUUUUCAUCAAACAGAUUCAAUUUCAUCGGAUAAUUGAACCAGUUUUGCUCAAGAGCGAAGAAUCGACUGUCGCGGAUUCGCAGUUGCCCGUUACACAGUGACAAACUUUCGAAACUUUCCUCUUAAUAUACAUACCUUGCAAUCAUCGCUAUGUCGAAACACACUACCUGGACGGCAGUCAUCUUUGCCACACUAAUCGUCGCCUUUCUUGUCGGAUUAAUUACUGAAAGCGUAGCAACGAUAGCUCAACCGAAGGCGCCUAAUUUUCAAUACUUCGAACGGCCCAAGUACCGCUACCCAUACUAUGAUGAAAACGGCAGAGGAAAAUUACUCUACGGCUACGGAGGACCAGACUUGUAUCAAUAUAAAACUUAUAGUGCUCUGGAAGGAAUCCAUUAGUAACUGGGAGUACAAAUCACGCUACAAAGUAAACUACUCGACAACCUUUCGAUAAAUUGUGAUUAUCGGUAUAUAGAUAGACGACUUUAGAGUUAUACAUACAUAUAACACAUAUACGAUUUUGGUUCCAAUUACAACAAAUUAUAUACCACUCACGUGCAAAUAAAUAUUUGUAACCUGCGAUGUAUUGUAAUAUAUUGUAUAAUAUUGUUU
Molecule: messenger RNA, 721 nt
Organism: Hylaeus anthracinus
Lineage: Eukaryota; Metazoa; Arthropoda; Insecta; Hymenoptera; Colletidae
Exons: 3
Coding region: 260-508 (82 amino acids)
Source: RefSeq, a predicted model, not a curated record